AGAAACAAGAGAAGAACAGAGUCUGAGGCAACAAAAAGUCAAGAAUCCGCUGUUUCAUUCUUCUCCUCCUCCUCCUCUUCUCUAUUUUAGUCUUAGAAUCGGACGGUUUAGAUAGAGAUAGAGAGAGAAAGGAGAGACAGAGACCACCGAUCGUUCUUCAUCAUCUUCACCUCCAACAAAUUUCCUCUUUCGUUCUUGUUUCCACUCUCUGUGCGCAUCAUCAAUUACCAUGAACGAGAAGGCCAACGUUAGCACAGAGCUCAAUGCCAAGCAGCGAAAGAUACUGGAAGGGCUUCUUAAAUUGCCAGAAAACAGGGAGUGUGCUGACUGCAAAAGCAAGGGUCCUCGAUGGGCUAGUGUGAAUCUGGGCAUCUUUGUAUGCAUGCAAUGUUCUGGAAUCCACAGAAGUCUUGGAGUGCACAUAUCAAAGGUGAGGUCUGCUACUCUGGACACAUGGCUUCCUGAGCAGGUUGCAUUUAUUCAAUCAAUGGGAAAUGAGAAGGCAAAUUGUUAUUGGGAAGCAGAGCUGCCCCCUAAUUACGACAGAGUUGGGAUUGAGAAUUUCAUUCGUGCAAAGUAUGAAGAAAAGAGAUGGGUUGCUAAAGACAGCCAGCCAAAGUCGCCUUCUAGAUCACUAGAAGAAAAGGCUUCUGUGCAGUGGCAGAGACCUGGGGAUAGGAGUGGGAAUGGAUAUGCCAGCAAUUCUGAAAAUUCAUCCGAGGAAAGGAAGAACUUUCAAGCUAGUACGAGGGAGACUGUUCCUGCUACAAGGAUUAGUAUUCCUGUACCUCCUAAAGGACCUGAAUCAGUCAUUCCACCGCCAAAGUCUCAACAAAUCAUUCAGAAAUCAGAACCAGUAGUGUCGUAUGCUGAAUCAGCAAAGCAGGCAGCAGACUCUAGUCCAGCUGUCUCUCCUCCUAAAGUUGAUUUUGCUACUGACCUUUUUGACAUGCUUUCGAUGGAUGGUCCUAGUGAAAAUGGCUCAGAGGCAGCAUCUGCUGAUGAUAAUGCAUGGGCAGGUUUCCAGUCUGCUGCAGAAGGAUCAACAGCCGAUAAAACUGUCUCUACAAAACCAGAGGAUAACAAUACCCAGUCUACUUCUGGUAUUGAAGAUCUCUUUAUAGACUCCCCUUCACUAGCACCUUCUACAGUAUUGGAGAAGCCUAAAAAAGAUGUUAAAAAUGAUAUUAUGAGCCUCUUUGAUAAGUCCAAUGUGGUAUCGCCAUUUUCUGUUCAUCAACAGCAACUUGCUAUGUUGGCACAGCAGCAGUCCCUUCUUAUGGCUGCUGCAGCUAAAUCAGCUGGUGUGGUGCCACAGUUUGUUGGCAAUGCACAACCACCAGGGCCCAAUGGAACAAACUUACCCACUCAAAACUGGCCAAAUGUUGGCUACCAGUUUCCUGGGGUGAUGAUGCCAGCUGCUGGAAAUAUUGAGCUACAGAAAUACAUGCACCAGAUAGGAAACAUGGAACAAACACGUCCUGUCGGGAGCUCUGUUCCAUUUCCAACAUCAAGCACUUGUACUGUGGGGCAAAAUUGUUCCACUAAUGGUGUGACACCUGCGGGAACAAGUAGAACACCAUCAGCAUCCCCAAUCCCAUCUGCAACUCCUACACAGUCAGCAAAAGAUUACGAUUUCUCUUCAUUAACAGAAGGGAUGUUCUCAAAAUCCUGAGAUGGCGCCAGGGAAGUGAUUCUGGGGGUUUAGUCAUAUCACGAUAAAGGAAUAUAUUUACAGGAAAACUAGCAUUUUGGAGGUUGCUUCCUAUGUGUAAACUAUAUGUAGAGGAGGCAGUUUUCAAUUUCUUUUUCUUUUUCCUUUCAUUUUUUCUUCAAUCUCUUUUUAAUUUUGGUGGUGGCUUCAUUUGUAUGUGCUAGGUGUAUGUUGAGUAAUAAAUUGGUCUAAAUUGAUUGAUAAUCAUUUUCCCUCGCUUAUCUCAUGGUCCCUUUUGAUUUGUCUCA
This is a messenger RNA of Camellia sinensis, 1962 nucleotides long. RefSeq names its product ADP-ribosylation factor GTPase-activating protein AGD5. The record is from RefSeq and is a predicted model, not a curated record. Gene Ontology annotation, molecular function: GTPase activator activity. Lineage: Eukaryota; Viridiplantae; Streptophyta; Magnoliopsida; Ericales; Theaceae.